Molecule: messenger RNA, 1423 nt
Organism: Mollisia scopiformis
Lineage: Eukaryota; Fungi; Ascomycota; Leotiomycetes; Helotiales; Mollisiaceae
Exons: 2
Coding region: 498-1328 (276 amino acids)
Source: RefSeq, a predicted model, not a curated record
CCUGUGUCGGGCAUAACAGAGUUGCUCCAUACACAACCCUCGGCGCGCUCCCGCGCUAGUAUGUAGUAAACUGAUCUGAAGUUUAGCCAUCUUAUCUUCAAACGUGGCUCAGCUCUCUACUUCAGAUGGCAUCCUUCAGCUCGGGUCAAAAGAUCAGGACUGGGAUGAAGUGCCGCGCAUAAUGAUCGGACGAUUGUUUUGGGCAACUCCUCCAGUUUCGGUCGAUCCUGUUUACCAGCGUUCAGUUUCAACGGGAUGAUGAUCCUCGUAUUGACGAUCAUGGCAUCAUAUAAGAACUACUCCCGUUUCUUGGAACUUUGUGUUUGUUCCUCACAAGCAAGUCUUUCCAAACAUCUUCUCUUUGCAUCUUCAGCAUCAAGCCAGGCGCUUUCACAUUCCUUGACAACGAUUAUUUACAGCUUCUUCACUUCGAAAGCUAGAAAUCUUCAACAAAUAUUAUACUUUAAUCUUUUACAAUUUCUCUCACAACCGCAAACAUGAAAGCUUUCACCAUCGCUGCUCUUUUCAACUUCUCUCUCCUUGUCUCUGCCGUUCCUCCAUUCGAUCCAGCAGGAGCCAAGAAUGUCGGCAACGGAGCAGGCGUUCAAUUCAUCGGCGGUCAGUGUCUCAGCGAUGCAGACUGCCAAAGCGCCUGCUGCGCGAAUCCUACAGGAAUCUGUUCUGGUCCUGGAGCCUCAACACAAAACGGCAAGACUGGCUGUGGAUUUGGAGGAUCGUCCAGCUCAAGUGCUGUGGUCGCAGUGAGCAGUGCAGUUGCAGGAGCCAAUAUUGCUGCUGCUUCGGGAACCAGUGCAGCUUCAACUACUCCGGCGAACGGUGGACCAGCAUUCGACCCCGCUGGAGCAAAGAACGUUGGCAAUGGAGCUGGACAGCAAUUUAUCGGCGGUCAAUGUCUGAGCGGUGCUGAUUGCCAGUCCACGUGCUGUGCUGGCCCGUCGGGGAUUUGCUCUGGACUUGGCGCGCAAACUCAGGCUGGAAAGACUGGAUGCGGAUUCGUUUCUGGCUCGGCAUCGAACGCUGGUGCGGACACAGCUAGCAGUGCAAGUGCAGCGGCGCCUGUGGCUUCAAGCACAAGUGCCGCGAGCACGGCGUCAAAGGGAGGCCCAGCUUUUGAUCCUGCGGGAGCCAAGAAUGUGGGGAAUGGACAGGGAACUCAGUUCAUUGGUGGGCAAUGCUUGAGUGGUGCGGACUGUCAGAGUACCUGCUGCGCGGGACCUUCUGGCAUCUGCUCUGGGUUGGGAGCUCAGACUCAAGCGGGAAAGACAGGCUGUGGCUUUGUCUCUUCUGCCAAACUUCUCAGAGUCUGAGCACUUAUCAUAUUCAUCUUCUUGUAUUACAUAUCUUUAGCAUAACCUUGGCAUCAAAAGUUGUGGGCUUAGGGAGAUACCAUUAAAAAUUGAAC